UUGCGCUCUACAUUUCUCAAUUAUUUAUCUGUGUGCUUUAUAAAGUAGAAUGGAUAUUCUCAAAAUGUGGCAUGAAGCUAGACGUCAAGAAAGAAAAAUUCGUGGUAUGCUUGUUGAUUAUCGACGAAGAGCAGAACGCAGACGAGAUUUUUAUGAAAAAAUAAAGGCAGACCCAACACAAUUUUUGCAGAUACAUGGACGACAAUGUAAAAUACAUAUAGACCCAAACAUAGCAGCAGCUGCUGACAAUGCUGUAAUGAUGCCUUGGCAAGGACAAGCUGAUAAUCUCAUAGACAGGUUUGAUGUUAGAGCUCAUUUAGAUCAUAUUCCACAAAUUAGUAGGGAUGAAGAAGAGAAACUGACCCAAGAGGAAAGACAUCUUAAUUAUGAACGCUAUCGAAUAAUUGCUCAAAAUUCAUUUCUAGGAGCAACAGAAGAAAAAUUCUUAAAACAGCUUCAUUUAGAAGAACAAUUUGGAUACACAGAAGUCAAAUAUAAAAAAGAUGUUAAAACUGGAGCAACUAUUGGAUAUAAUUAUGAGGAUGGCACUGUAGUGCAUACUCAGAAUAUUGAAGGAUCUGAUCACGAAAAUUCAGAUAGUGAUUUAGAUGUAGAUCUUGCCAUAAAUGUUUCUAAAAUGGAUACUGCUCAAGCUAAUGAGAUGAAUAAGCAUGGUCGUAGUUAUGGUAUGAGCUCAAAUGACUUCUAUUCAUUUUUGAUCAAUGAUUUAGAAGAAGCUGAAGCAGUCAAAUUGGCAAGAGAAGAGGAACAAGAAAAGGCUUUGUUUUCUGGCAGAAAAUCUAGAAGAGAAAGGCGAUAUCAUAGAGAAAAAAGACUAGCUAAUAGAACUAUAAGUCCGCCUAGUUAUGCUGCCAAAACUUCUCCAACUUUGCUCAAUUUGCGUGAAAGUAAAUCUAAGUCCCGCACCAGAUCUCCAUCACCUGACAACUCAGGAAAAAUAACAUAUAUAACAUUUUUUGGAGAAGAUGAGGAAACACCUUCAAGUAGUAAAGCUACUUAUUCUAGUAAAGUGAAACUUGGAAAACCUAAAUCUAAAGCAGAAUCCACAGAAUUGUCUCCAAGUAAACGAAGGUCUAGAAGUAGAAGUAAAGAUAAAUACAGUAAUAGAGUAACUAGAUUUUAUAGAAAUAGAUCCAGAAGGAGAUCAUUAUCCCAAUCGAGGUCAAGGAGUAGAUCAUAUAAAAGAAGACGAAGUUCUUCUAGUCGGAGCAAAUCCAGAAGUCGUUCAAGAUCUAGAAAAAGUAAAAGUAAUUCCAUAGAAAAAUUUAAAAGCUUUCGCAGGCACCGAUCUUCAUCAUCUAGCUCUUCAAGUGAUACCAGUACCACCUCUAGUAGUACUGAUACUCUUUAUAAUUCAAGUAAAAGCUCUCCAGAUAAAAAUUUACUUAGUAGUGAAAAUUCUGUAGAUCCUCCAACAAAAAUGGUACCAAGAUACUAUGGUAGAAAUAAAAAUGAUAAAAGUUCCUCUGAGCUUACAGAUGAAGAAGAGGAAAUGAAUAAACCAGGUGAUAAUUCACAGUGUCAAACUAACAACAGCAAUUUGGCCACAUCUAACAAGAAACAAUCUGUGAAUUUGAAAAUCACUGAACGCCUUAAAAGAAAAAGACAGGCUCUAUUAAAUAGGCAAUAUAAAGCAGAUAAAAUAGCAGCACAAAUGAAAACGGAAAGAGAAAGAUUAGAACAGCAAACAAGAGAAGAUGAAUUACGGGAAAUGGCUAUUAAACUUAGAAAAAGACAAAGAGAAAAACGUCAUGCAAAUGACAGCUUAAGCUCUUCUGAUUCUGACAGUAGUAGAAGUGAUAAUUCAAUCAAUAGAAGAAAGUCUCGUGGUAGUAGUACAGAACAGGAGAGAGACCACUCGCGAAGACAUGAUACUAGAAAGUAUCAUUAUAGACGUGAAGAUGUAGAAAAGAAAGACUAUAGAAGUAGUACUGGUAGGCGUAGCAUUAGUAUAGAAAGAAAAAGAGGAAGUAAGGAUGUAGGUGAUGAAGAUCAAAGAUCAUGGACAUCUUCAUCUAAUAAGGGAUCUAGAGAAAGGAGUAGAGACAACGGUGAUAAAGAAAAAUCUUCACAACGACUCACAUAUACGAUUGUCAAACAGAAACUAAGCACCCAAAAUGGCUGAAAGUUUAGUGAAAAUCUCUCGGCACCGUCGUAUGUUAUUUUAACGCUUAAAAUUAAUUAAACUAACACCUAUAUAAAUAUUCAGACAUCAACUUACACAGAUUUAAAAGAGGUAUUAAAUGUUGUAAUGGUGUGAAUAUCUGUAGAAUUUUUCCCAUCGACUUGUAUUUUUAGUGUUCGUAUUGCACAGUUUAUCCACUUAAAUCUUUGUUUCAGUAACAAUAGAAAUAUAUCAAUACUCAAAAAGAGAAAAUUAACAGCCAUUAUUGGUGAACAGUAAGUUAUAUUGCUGUUCAGUGAUUGGAAAGAAGAUGGAAUAAAGCAAAGUACAUCAACUAUAAUGAUGAAUAGUGUUGCAGCUACGUUUACAAUGCAUCCAAUUAAUACUAUUAAAAAUGUUUUGAAAAAUUCUUCGUUGAAAUUUAUUUUAAAAUUCGAGCUUUGUAUUUCUUUAUCGAAUUUCGUUAUAUCAUUUAACCAUUUGGCCAGCUGGAACAAAUAUAAACGUUAAAAAUACUUGAGUAAUCUUAUAUAGAGUUUAAAUAAUGAUUUGUUAACAUUCUCAAGAAAAAUACUAUUUCUAGUUCCAAACACAAAUAUUUAUAUAAAACAAAAAAUAAACAAUCAAUGCAAUAAUUGGAAUUUCGGCUUUUUAGUUUUACUAAGAAUAUUGAAAUGAAUUCCGUUGAACAUUUUUAAACAAAAAUGAAGAGGAUAACCAAGAUACAAGCUUCCCAGACCGUAGAAUAUAAUUUUACAUGAAAUAUACAGAGCCCAGAGCAUAUUUGUUCAAAAAACACUUAACCUAAUCGGAACGCCAUCGUUGUAUUCUACAUUAUUAAUGGUAUAAAAAUCCAUGGAGCAAUUAUCAACAGCUUUCGGUGAGUAAUUAGAAUUCUCGUUAUUUAUUAUUCUUCUAUAGGGACCAUGACAUCAAGACCAUCCUUCUCACUUUUGCUUCCGUUUAUCAAUUCUUGACUGCUUCUGCUAACUAUUCUCUCUUCAUUGGUAUUUUUCUGACUCUUGCUGCAAUCCUGCCUGUAUAUGCAAAACAGUAGCGGCUUGCAGUAAAAAAAUUGUGUAAUCGGCCUUGUUGACAAAAAAACUCUUUGUCAAACUUCCAAUGAUUUGAUCGCUUUCUGUGUUGAAAUAAUAGAUUGUUGGAACAGUUGCGAUAUUAGAAAAUAUUGUGUCACCACGUACUACGUAUUGAUUUAGGUCUCUACUUCACUUUUACUGUCUUUGAAGAAAUUUAUAACAAUAUAUUAAUUCUCAAAAAUGUCCUGAACAAACAAAUUUAACACUAAACCAUGCUGGGAGAUUGUUCGGGACGUCAUCAUAGUUGCAUCUAAUUCAGUCGAGUCUGUAGAGAGCCAAUUCAAAUUCCUCAAAAAAUUUAAUACAUUUCAUAUGACAAUAUGUACCUAUUAUUCGACAUAUCUCAUUUUGCCUCUAUAUUUAACCAAUAAGAAAAAUCUAAUUGAGAGAUAAUAUUGGUUGAUCCUAAUAACGCAUACCCUAUGCAAUUAUGAAUAUUGCUUUUGAAGUUUUAGUGUCUGAGCACUAAUGAACUAGACAGAUUAGACAUUCGCAAAAAAAGCUAUUUACUUGGCAUCUACCCACCGUAUUAUGCGAUGCGUUGGACUGAAUAUAACGAACUAAUGCUGUUAAAUACGGUAGGUCGAUUAUUUAACAGCUCGGUUUUACAGAGUUUUGUAUCAAGGUAUUACAAGGCGACUGUGAAGAAUUUUCUUUUGAAUAAG
Molecule: messenger RNA, 3908 nt
Organism: Diorhabda carinulata
Lineage: Eukaryota; Metazoa; Arthropoda; Insecta; Coleoptera; Chrysomelidae
Product: CLK4-associating serine/arginine rich protein
Exons: 3
Coding region: 50-2146 (698 amino acids)
Source: RefSeq, a predicted model, not a curated record